UCAUCUGACACAAACAGUGGGCCAAAGAAAGGGGAAUAGCAGGAACAACCGCCGUCCGGGACCAGUGGAAAACUGACGUUGUGAGAGGGCGAGGAGGAGUGUGAGGAAGGAGCCUGGGAGACUGGAAGCAAAGGGGGAAAAGUUGCAGACAGUUCAACAAAAGAAGAAAAAGAGGGGGAAUAAAAGAGGGACCCCAGCAGCUGAAGAGAGAACAAGAUGUCGGAGGUGUCGUCUGAAAGCAGCACUGAGGAUGUCAACAAUCGCAGCUUCUGGAUGCCGGGGAACUAUCAGCGCACGGUGAAGCGCACGGAGGACGCUUUCCAGGCCUGUAACGACAUCGUGGCGUGUUUCCAGGAGCGUGCUCGAGUGGAGCGGCAGUACGCUCAGCAGCUCAGUGAGUGGAGCAACAAGUGGAAGCCGGUCGUGGACUCCAGUCCUCUGUAUGGAUCUCUUUUCAAGGCUUGGCAGUGUUUCCUGUCCUCGGCUGACCGGCUGGCCUCCUUGCACGCCUCCAUCUGUCGCUCCCUCGUGUCGGAGGAUGGAGACCGGGUUAGGACCUGGCAGAAGGAAACCUUCCACAAGAAGCUGUUCGGCGGCUUCAAGGAGACCCAGGACAUAGAGACGGGGUUCGCACGUGCUCAGAAGCCGUGGGCCAAACGGCUUAAAAAGCUGGACAAAGCCAGAAGGGCGUACCAUAAGGUGAGUCGCAAGGAGCAAGCGGCCAGGGAGCGAGAGGCGCACGCCCAGGGAAACCCAGACGUGGCCAUCGACAAACAGAAGAAGAUCCAGGAGGAGAGAGAACUGGUGCAACAGGAGGCGGAGAAGGUGCGCGCCCGCUACGAGAAGGUCCUGGAGGAGGUGAACCGCUACGCUCCCCGCUACAUGGAGGAGAUGGAGUCCAUCUUCGACCAAUCGCAGGAUGAAGAGCGCAAGAGGAUCGUGUUUCUCAGGCAGGCCCUCCUCUCCAUCCACAAACACCUGGACAUCACCAACAACGAGAGUGUGCUGGCCGUGUACGGCGAGCUGCACAGCACGCUGAUGGCCAUCGACGACCAGGAGGACCUGCGCUGGUGGAAGAACACCCACGGGCCCGGCAUGCCCACCGACUGGCCACACUUCCAGGAAUGGAUACCUGAAAAGAAAACUAAAAAAGGGAAGAAAGAAGAAGAGAAAAGCAAAGAAGUGGAGAAGAAAGCGACGAUAGAGAGGAGCGUGAUGAUCGGAGGAGUGAGAGUAAGAGCUCUGUACGAUUACGUGGGCCAGGAGACCGACGAGCUCUCAUUUAAAGCAGGUGAGGAGUUCCUGAAGGUGGAGGAUGAGGACGACCAGGGCUGGUGUCGUGGGAUGAAGGACGGCGGAUGGGAGGGGCUCUACCCCGCAAACUAUGUUGAAGUGGUAUAGCUGGUACAAGCAGGAUGAAUUUAAACAAAAAAGAUGCGUCACUUACUUCAUUUCACCACUUAAAAGCAUAAAAAACAACAGAAAUCAGCACCGAGUAGCUGCAGCCAAAGAUGAGGACGAGAUCAGGACAGAUUUUUAAAAAGUUCCCCCGGUUUGCAACCUUUUGUAGGACUUUGAUAAAUGUUUUAAUAUAUACAGUAAGCAUAGACCACUUGUAUCAGAGCCAUACGUAAACAAUGCUUUAAUGUCAAAUAACUACAUGCUGGAAUCUAAAGGUACAUUAAUGCUUUGGUGCUGAAAUAGAAGAACAGAACUGCUUUUUUUUCUUCGAGUUCUCUUUCCUUUUUCUCUGUUUUUUGUACUUCAACACGUUGCUAUUAAACUGCUCACAAAGUCUCACGGCCUGAUGUAGAGAGAAGGAGACUGAUUACCAAGACUCUGGAGUCAGCGAGGUAGAUAUUGAAAAAGCCGCAUCGACUGCAUUUCUCCUCUGUUUCUGUGACUCGGGGGACGCGACGGCUCGCGGUCAAGCCUCCGGUUAGGGCUUUAAAAACCUGAACACGGCUUUACCCGCGUCCUCUGAGUCCUCGCGGGAGACCGCUGACGCGGCACUUUCACCAGAGGACGCAGACACUUCUACUUUUUAUUUGAUUUGAUUCCAUUUUCAACAUCUGCCUUUGACUUGCAAUUAAAAAUGUUGGUUACUUGUAGGUGAGAAGGGGGAUUUAAAGUGGUAAAGCUUCAUUUGACCUCUUAACCUUUUAUUUGUGUCGUGAAGCCGAGCUGUUUACGUACACGAUCCACCAGUGUGAUGUGGAUGUUGCAUUGCUGGUAACCAUAGAAACAAGAUACUAAAAACCCUAUCCUGCCCCCGGGGGCGGGUCCGUGGUACGAU
Molecule: messenger RNA, 2296 nt
Organism: Cololabis saira (Pacific saury)
Lineage: Eukaryota; Metazoa; Chordata; Actinopteri; Beloniformes; Belonidae
Product: protein kinase C and casein kinase substrate in neurons 2 protein
Exons: 10
Coding region: 217-1401 (394 amino acids)
Biological process (GO): cytoskeleton organization; regulation of endocytosis; plasma membrane tubulation
Cellular component (GO): endosome; cytoplasm; plasma membrane
Molecular function (GO): phospholipid binding; protein binding
Source: RefSeq, a predicted model, not a curated record